Messenger RNA from Conger conger (European conger), 310 nucleotides. RefSeq names its product E3 ubiquitin-protein ligase TRIM35-like. The transcript has 3 exons. The annotation marks the transcript as partial. The record is from RefSeq and is a predicted model, not a curated record. Lineage: Eukaryota; Metazoa; Chordata; Actinopteri; Anguilliformes; Congridae.
CUGUUUGGAUGAUCAAAUGCCCAUCUGUGUUAUCUGUCAAACUUCCAAAAAACAUGAAAGCCACAAAGUGCGACCAGUUCUGGAGGCUGCAGAGGAGUAUAAGGAGAAACUCAGGACUGCACUGGCUCCACUGCAGGAGAAGCUAAAAGCCUUUAAUGCAGUGAAACUCACCUGUAAUCAAACAGCAGAGCACAUCAAGAGUCAAGCCCAGCACACAGAGAGACAGAUAAAGAUGGAGUUUGAGAAACUUCAGCAGUUCCUAAAAGAUGAAGAGGCAGCCAGGAUCACUGCACUGAGGGACGAAGAGGAG